CAUCUUGACUGCUGAACUACAAGUCGGAGCAGGUCGGACAAAGAAUCGCAAAUUUGAACCUCACGCCGAAGUUAGACUGCUCUGGACGGCGUGUGCAGUGCUUGAUGGACACUACAUUACUACGCUGAAACAAGACUGUUUGGUGGCGAUUAUGCUGACUUUUGUAGUCCGUUUCCUGCUCAACAACAACUUUUGACAAAUCUAGCGUUUAAAGCAAUAUGACAAUCAGGAUAAGGACAGCGCGCACUCUUCCAUCCCAGUGAAAAACAGCAUAGAGACAGGAUGUUUAGUCUAACUGAAGUUGCCUCCCUUAAUGACAUCCAGCCGAAAUACCGUAUUCUGAAACCAUGGUGGGAUGUGUUCAUGGAUUAUAUUGGAGUAAUAAUGUUGAUGUUAGCCAUCUUUUCUGGGACUAUGCAGUUAUCCAAAGACCAAGUGGCAUGUCUUCCCAUUCUUGAGGAAAGCACAAACCCUGAGGCAGCACAAAAUCAACUAGAAUGUUCCACAUCAGUUCUGGGCACCGCACCCUCAACAACCAGAGACCUUCCUGACAGUGUUGCACAUGAACUCCUUAACACUCAACCUACCCCCUUAAAAGGAGAAGAUAGGUGGUCUCAACCUCAACCCAGAGGACGAAAAACAAAUCUGGACUAUCAGCAGUAUGUUUUUGUCAACCAAAUGUGCUACCAUGAUGCCCUACCAUGGUACAACAAAUACUUCCCUUACCUUGCCCUCAUACACACCAUAAUGCUAAUGGUAAGCAGCAAUUUUUGGUUCAAGUACCCAAAGACCAGCUCAAAGAUUGAACACUUUGUUUCCAUUUUGGGGCGGUGCUUUGAAUCACCAUGGACAACGAAAGCUUUGUCUGAAACUGCUUGUGAAGAUUCUGAGGAAAAGCAGAGAUUCACAGGUGGUGUGGUUUUCCAGAAACACGUAUCCUCGGAGGACAGCAGUCAGUCUACACCUUUAAUUGAAACUCCAACGGUGCAGUUUCCAACUGAAAAGCUUAUUGCAGAAGCUCCUAGCCUGACCACCUUAGACAAAAAAGAUGGAGAACAAGCCAAGGCUCUUUUUGAGAAAGUGCGAAAAUUUCGAGUCCAUGUAGAAGACAGUGACUUCAUCUAUAAACUCUACGUUGCUCAGACAGCGAUAAAAGCACUAAAGAUCAUUUUGAUCUUGAGCUAUACAUCAACAUUUGCCUCAAAGAUCAGUUUCUGCCAUAUAUGCCAACCUAAAAUCGAAAGUUUGACCGGGUAUGAUCAGUUCAUUUGCACGCACAACAUGGCAUUCAUGUUGAGGAAACUUCUUUUCACUUUUAUGGCUAUGAUAUGUCUCUAUGGACUGGUGUGUUUGUAUACACUCUACUGGCUCUUCAGGAGACCUCUUAAGGAGUACUCUUUUGAAAAAGUCAGAGAGGAAAGUAGCUUUAGUGAUAUUCCUGAUGUCAAAAAUGACUUUGCGUUUCUUCUACACAUGGUCGACCAAUACGACCAGUUGUACUCCAAACGAUUUGGCGUAUUUCUCUCUGAGGUGAGUGAGAACAAACUACGAGAAAUAAGCCUUAACCACGAGUGGACGUUUGAAAAAAUACGUCAGCAUGUGACAUCCAAUGCUCAAGAUGAACAAGAACUUCACCUCUUUAUGCUGUCGGGACUCCCUAAUGCUGUAUUUGACCUCACCGAUCUGGAAGUCCUCAAGUUAGAGCUUAUUCCUGAGGUCAGGAUUUCAGCCAAAGUUUCUCAGAUGACCAACCUACGGGAACUACAUCUGUAUCACUGCCCCGCUAAAGUCGAACAUACUGCUUUCACUUUUCUCCGCGACCAUCUGCGAUGCCUUCACAUUAAGUUUACUGAUGUAGCAGAAAUCCCACCGUGGAUUUAUCUGUUGAGGAGCCUAAAGGAACUGAACCUGAUUGGGAACUUGAACUCUGAACACAACAAGAUGAUCGGUUUGGAGUCACUUAGAGAUCUGAGACACUUGAGGAUGUUGUACCUCAAAAGCAAUCUCAACAAAAUACCAACUAAUCUAACAGAACUCUCGCCACAUCUCACCAAACUGGUGAUACACAAUGAUGGGACUAAAUUACUGGUACUGAACAGUCUCAAGAAGAUAACGAGCCUGGUUGAUUUGGAGCUCCAGAACUGUGAUUUGGAGAGGAUCCCCCAUGCCAUUGCAUUAUACGAAUGA
Sinocyclocheilus rhinocerous is the source of this 2187-nucleotide messenger RNA. Its product is annotated as volume-regulated anion channel subunit LRRC8D-like. Gene Ontology annotation, cellular component: cytoplasm. The transcript is spliced from 2 exons. The record is from RefSeq and is a predicted model, not a curated record. Lineage: Eukaryota; Metazoa; Chordata; Actinopteri; Cypriniformes; Cyprinidae. Bases 283 to 2187 code for a protein of 634 amino acids.